Procambarus clarkii (red swamp crayfish) is the source of this 5956-nucleotide messenger RNA. NCBI's taxonomy places the organism in Eukaryota, Metazoa, Arthropoda, Malacostraca, Decapoda, Cambaridae. The record is from RefSeq and is a predicted model, not a curated record.
ACACAAGAUGGCGUCACUCGUCACCUGGUGUCUGGCGGGGACGGACCGCCGCGCUCAGCCUCCCCGGCCAUGUUGAUGUAGCCGCCCUCAGCCCCCGCCGCCACCACCACCACCCACACACACACACCUCUCACACGCCGCCACCAGCCGCCGCCACCGCCGCCACCCACAGGGAGAGGGAGAGGCGCCGCCGCUCAGCUUGUGGAUAGUGUCGACGUGGAAACUGAGUCGGGCCCAGCAUGGGGUGUUGCACAGCACCCGCAGCCAUGCCGGAGGAGAAGGCGGGGAAGGGGGAGAAUGGCGUCGGGGCAGAAACAAAGGCCCCCGAGUCCCCCAGUAAGUCCCCGUCGAAGGCUCCCAGAGGGAAGAUGGUUCUUGCCCGCGUGAAGCUCCUCGAUGGCACCGAUUGUGAAGUGGCUGUGGAGAAAAAGGCCAAGGGUAUAGACUUGCUUGUGAGCGUCGCAGACCGCAUCAACCUCCUCGAGAAGGACUACUUUGGGUUCAUCUAUACUGACCACAACAAUACCACAAACUGGCUCAACCUCGAGAAGCGCAUUUCCAAGCAGGUCAAGGGACCCUGGGAGUUCAAGUUUGAGGUCAAGUUUUAUCCUCCGGACCCAACGCAACUCGCAGAAGACAUAACUCGGUACCAGUUGUGCCUCCAGGUACGGCAAGAUAUUUUGACUGGGAAGCUGCCGUGUUCCUUCGUUACCCACGCUCUCCUGGGCUCGUAUAUGGUUCAGGCGGAGGUGGGGGAUUACGAUGCUAAGGAACACGUAGGCACGUCUUACCUCGCCGAGUUCACUUUUGCUCCCAAUCAGAAUGCUGAGCUGGAGGAGAAAGUUGUUGAUCUGCACAAGACUCAUAAAGGCCAGACGCCGGCAGAAGCAGAGCUGCACUACCUCGAGAACGCCAAGAAGUUGGCCAUGUAUGGUGUCGACAUGCACUCGGCGAAGGACUCGGAAGGCAUCGACAUCAUGCUGGGAGUGUGCGCGUCUGGACUCCUUGUCUACAGGGAUAAGCUACGUAUUAACCGGUUUGCGUGGCCCAAAAUCUUGAAAAUCUCGUACAAGCGCAGCAACUUUUACAUCAAAAUUCGACCCGGAGAGUUUGAAACCUUUGAAUCGACGAUUGGCUUUAAACUUCCGAACCACAAGGCUGCCAAGAAGUUAUGGAAGGUGUGCGUCGAACACCACACAUUCUUUAGAUUAAUGACACCAGAACCACCACAGAAGCAGGGUCUUUGGCCGCGCCUGGGCUCGAAGUUCCGGUAUUCUGGCCGCACCCAAUACCAGUCACGUAUGGCAGCCAACCUCAGCGACCGAAAUAACCCAGAGUUUGAGAGAACUCUGAGUCGCAGAAAGUUGUCGUCGCGAAGCAUGGACGCCUACAAUAUCAUGGAGGCCCAAAAGAAUGCUAGCAACCUGUCGCAGGGGCCGCCCCUACACACAGGUAGUCGUGCAUGUGGUUCUUGGUUCGACAUCCAUAACCAUGCUUGUGAUCUAGUGCAAGACAUUCCAUAUAUUGAUUCCUGCGGCUUCAAUGCUUUGGGAACUCGUACCGGUGAGACCCCAGAGAUGUCUAAGAGGCAUACUAUGUCCCACCCUCCGCCUCAUAUUCCCGGGCUGGAGGAUGCGCCGGGAAAGGAUGCUGCCAGUCGUGCCGAGAGUGGCCGAGAUACUCCGGGCACCGAGGAACGCACUCCUGAAAAGAAAGAUAAGAGGAGAACCGGCCGGAGCAGCGGGGCAUCGUCCUCGCAGAGUUCCGUCAGUUCCGAGGAGGGGAACUUUGAGCCGCCCACCGGAGACAAGUCCAAGAGACCGGUAGGCGGUGUGGCUGUGCUCCCAAUGGCUGACCUCAUGAAGGCCACAAAGAAACGUGCCGAAAAGUUGGCCCUCGCAGAGGAGGAGGCCGCCGCCGCCGCUGCUGCCGCUGCAAAGAGCGGUGCUCCUCCAUCCUCUACCCCUCCCCCUGGAUACAAGACGCUGGAGGGACGGAAGUCGAGCUCGGAGGCUCCGGAGGAUGCAAGAGGCGCAGACCCUCUAGUGAAGACCCAUCGCACAGUCUUCCAAGAUCCCAGCGUCGACGACUCUGAACCGGGGUCUCCGCCGUUCACGCGGCAGUAUUCUUACGAGGAGCUAGAGAAUGAGCCUCGCCGGCCAUACAGCCCCACAACCCACGGCUUCAAAUACGACAAAGCUGGAGGACGCGGAGAGGAUGGCUCGGCAGGGCCUCGGGGAAGCGAGAAGAGAAGAGCUCAAGCCCAGGCGUUCAAUUACGCCCCGGGGGAGGACUCGAAGCUGGUCGAAACGGCGGAAAAGCGGAAGACCAGCUUGAAGGACACGGGCGAAGGUAAACAAGGGGAACUGAUGUUAGAAGCCAAGCAUGGAAAGGGAUUACAAGGGUCACCCAAGGGUGUUGAAGGCCAGGCUGCUCCGGCAUCCUCCCCCGACAACACACUUCCAGAGACCUCCGUCGACGACAGCUUCCUCAACACGUCGGCCGACUCGACUGGUAUCUUGGCAGGAUUUGUGGCAGGAAAGAAGGGAAAGAAGGAUAAGAAAGAGAAGGUGAAAAAGGAUAAAGACAAGAAGGAAAAGGACAAAAAGGAAAAAGACAAGAAGGGUAAAGAUAAGAAAGAAAAGGAUAAGAAAAAAGAGAAAGAGAAAAAGGAGAAGGCAAAAGAUAAGGCAAAGAAAGACAAACAAAAAGAGAAAGGUAAAAAGAAGGGGAGGUUUGGGAUUUUUGGCUCUCGGGAUCGCAAGGACUCUACCAGUAGCAGCAGCAGCAGCAGUAGCAGUAGUUCGAGUGACAGCUCCGAUGACAGUUCUGACGAGAGUGUCGUCAUUGAGAACCGUGAAGGAACCGAGCCUAAGGACAUCGAUCAGACCAUGUCGGCCACUGAGAGCUCUUAUGCUGCAGACCGUUCCGACAUUUCACUAAUAAUUAAUCCCGGGGCUACCAGCGAGCCUUCGUUCACUGCUGACCAUUCCUCCUCUGACAUUGUUAUAAACCCGGCACUCGGCGCGUCGUUGGCAGCAGAGGCCGGCGACGGCAGCGCCGAUGGCUCCACAAUGCCGAAAAUCAUAAAGACCACGACCAAGAAAACUUUCAUCCAAGAUGCCGAGGGUAUUUCCGAAGACACGGUGCAGAGAGUAGAAGACUUCGCCACGGGACAGGUUGAACUUAGCACACAAAGUCAGAAGGCCGAACACAGAGAGGCCGACGGCAGAGAGAAGCCUCACGUAAUGGCCACCACCGUCACCACCAUCACUGCCCAGUCUGUCGAGGACAAGAGCACCAAGGCGAGAACACAACAGAUGGAGGAGAAGACCUUCACAGCGACCACCAAGACCACGGGGACGACUCAGGAGCAAACUGUGGUCACGCAGGAGGUGAAGAAGCAGACGCGUUCCAUCGCGCCGGAGCACGCUGAACAUCUUGCGUCCGCACAGGGUCAGGGAGGCCACACCCCCUCGUACUACCCUCAAGGUCAGGGGGGAGGCCACACCCCCUCGUACUACCCUCAAGUCGGGUAUGCUGGCCACACUCGUCCUCGCACAAUCUCCAGCGGAAGCGACGACUCCGGCACGUCGGUCGAUCCCUUGGAUUCCGAUUACGAUCUGGUGAACAAGGAUGGCAUUGUGCCAACUGAAGCCCAGAUGUUUGAUGGCAGUGGCGUUUACACGACGAUGAGCGUCGAAGCUCCGCCCCUAGUGGAGACCGAGUCCCGAAAGGUAUCCGUAUUGGGCGACUUGAACAUCGACGACAGUGCCGUGGUGGUGAGCUCGCAGUCCAUCUCCUCGAGAACCCGCACGGUCGAGACCACCACUUACAAGACGGAGAAGGACGGCGUGCUGGAGACUCGGGUGGAACAGAAGAUCACCAUCCAGAGCGACGGGGACCCCAUUGACCAUGACCGCGCCCUGGCCGAUGCCAUCCAGGAAGCCACCAGCAUGAACCCGGACAUGACGGUGGAGAAGAUUGAGAUCCAGCAACAGUCUACGGAAUGAGGUGUUGCGGGAAGGAUUUAAUUAAAGAUCUCCUUACUGGUGCAGUUGGUGUUGCUGAUGGAGUCAGUGUGACGUGUGGAAGAGUCACGAAACGUCGUCACGGGAAGAAUGCAAACACUUGGACUUCACGACACAUUGUGUGUCAACCCAGUGUGCUAGUUAACCCCAUUUAGCUAUUAUCAAUGAUAGUAGUCAGGUCUUGAGUUCAUUCACUCCUGUAUUAUGCAACAAAACACACACUCUUAAACUUUCAAAUGUAUUAUAUGGUGGGCUCUGGGUUUGUCUUCUGAAGUAUCUGGUGUGGUUCGUAUGGUUCUGCAGUGGGCUCUGGGUUUGUCUACUGAAGUGUCUAGUGUGGUUCUGCAGUGGGCUCUGGGUUUGUCUACUGAAGUGUCUAGUGUGGUUCUGCAGUGGGCUCUGGGUUUCUCUUCUGACAUGUAGUUCAAUGGUGGGCUCUGGUGGGACUUUCACAGGCACUGUUUCUGUUAUGGUUAUUCUGAGUUGUGAUGUGCUUUCAGACUUACCGAGACGUAAGCUCUGGUUUAGCAGACAAGUUAUUAGUUUCUAGCAAACUCUUCGUUGACGUUGGGCAUCUCACGGGUUCGCAUUCUUCGUGCACUUCCUGAAACGCUCCGGAAAGUCCACAAGUAUAGGAACCCUGUCGAUGCCAGUCUAAAACAUCCAGGUUAAUCGUUGGUGAAAUUAUCUUUUGUCUGAGAGUAAAAUAGAACCUGGUAUACUUGUUUUAGACAGUUAUUUGUUUGUUUACAAGCACUAGUCUAUUAGCAUAUUUUGCUUGGGAUACCGAAUAAUUUAUCGUGUCUCAAGUUUGAAACACAAUUAGGAACGAGUCGAGGGUUUAAAUUGUCUAGGGUUGAGGCCGCCAACAUGACUACUUUUAAGUUACACAACUUUAUGUCCUCAUUAAUUAUGCAGCUAAAAAAAAAUCACUGUGAUGCUUUGAAAUUAAUAUAUAUACAGUACCUGUAUAUUGAAAGACAGCUUUUAGAAAAAUUGUCAUAAAUAGAUUAUAUGAAUGUUGAAAAUCACGAUUAACAGUAGCUACUUGCUCCGGAUCUUUAAAAAUUAGAAGCUUCGUGCUUCGAUUAUCGCAGCUCCAGGGACGUGGCAAAAAUAUCUCGUAUGAGAACAAAAUGUAAACAAAUAUGGCCACGGGAUCCUGCACGGAGGAUCUGCCUUGGCUUCAAGACAUUGCAGAGAGCGAGUCUCAAUAAUUUUGCUGAAAAAUAGUAAUCGGAACUUCACAUGUGCAAAUAAAGGAAAGUGACAAUGUUUGGGCCCAUCUUUGACCCUUAAAUGGUCACUUUGUUUUUACGUUUGGGUUAGGUUACUAGUUUUCAAAACCUUGUGUGAAUGUUAUUACUAAUUUUGAUGGUGUAAAUCAAAGUAGAAUUCUUUUCAGUUUUAAGGAAAUAUUAAUUUGAAUUUUGUUGCAUUGGUGUAAAGCAGCUCUUUAACUAAAUAACUUCUGACCUUGCUUCAUUCUUGAAUGGGGUGGAGAAGGCUCAUGUACGUUUUAACAAAGUGAAGACUUACAGCCUCGUGUGGAUGUCGUACUUGAUGGUGACGGGUUCUAAUCCAAUCUUGUAAUGCUCUGGGUCACCCCUUGUAUCAUGCAGAGAAUCAUUGAUAUUCAUCGUGUUUCUCAUGCCACCACCACCACCGCCACCACCGCCCUCCUCUCCUGUAAAAGUGGCUAGUUCGGUGAGUCAUCGUUGUUUUUAUUUGGUGUCUAUUAUUUUGUAUAUCUGUUUUGCUUAGUCCUCUAUUUUUAUACUAAAAGGAAUUAAUUUUGUUCAGUGGAUUCAAUAUGUAAAUGCAUCAUAAUGGAAUAUCUUUCAGUGUUACAUUUAGUGAUUAAUCAGUGUUCCAGGGAGUAACUUUUAACAUUGUGGGAACUACGCGAUAUUGGAGUAAAUACA